GGAGGCGGCGCUGAGCGGGUGACGCGGCAGCUCCCACCGGGCAUAAAUAGCGGCAGCAGCGCCAGCUCCUGCCGCGGACACGUCGAGGGAUCCUCGUGCGCUUCCCCACGCCGCUGAGCUGCGCCAUGCAGUAAGCGACCCUCCCGGCCUCCCCUCUACGCCACGCCUGAACUGAGCGAGACACUUGGACCUGCACUGACCAGCCACGCCCAGUUCCCAUCGCUGCUCAAGAUGGCCAGGGGCAGCGUUAUCCUGCUAGCCUGGCUCCUGUUGGUUGCGACCCUGUCAGCCACUCUGGGGCUUGGGAUGCCAGCAAAGGAGAAGAGAGGCUGGACCCUGAACAGCGCUGGCUACCUUCUGGGCCCACAUGCCAUUGACAACCACAGAUCAUUUAGCGACAAGCAUGGCCUCACAGGCAAGAGGGAGUUACAACUGGAAGCGGAGGAAGGAAGACUAGGAAGUGCUGAUGUGCCCCUGCCUGAGCGCAACAUCGUCCGCACUAUAAUGGAGUUUCUCAGUUUCUUGCACCUUAAAGAGGCCGGGGCCCUCGACAGCCUGCCUGGCAUCCCCUUGGCCACCUCCUCAGAAGACCUAGAGCAGUCCUGAGACCACGCCUUCUGUGCAUGUGUGUCCUGUGCUAUAAUUUAAAGUCAUUCUAGGCUAAGAAGAAUCUUCUGCCAACUCCUCAAGCCAACCGUCUGUUUUCUGCUUUGAUGCUGUGUUAUUAUAAUUAAGAUGUUUUGAUUGGUGUAAUUAUAUUAUGUGAUAUAAUAAAAACUAGCAAGUAUC
Messenger RNA from Grammomys surdaster, 789 nucleotides. It is a transcript of the gene Gal, whose product is annotated as galanin and GMAP prepropeptide. The transcript has 6 exons. The coding region runs from base 232 to 606 and encodes 124 amino acids. The record is from RefSeq and is a predicted model, not a curated record. Gene Ontology annotation, cellular component: extracellular region. Gene Ontology annotation, molecular function: hormone activity. NCBI's taxonomy places the organism in Eukaryota, Metazoa, Chordata, Mammalia, Rodentia, Muridae.